UGGGCCCUCGCUCGAAGGCCCCCGAGGACCAGGAGAGAGAUAAUCGAAGAUUAACAGAAAUGGCUAUAAUUAAUCUGUAGCUAGGGUUGGCUUUGAUGAUUUUUUAUAUAUUUUGUUUUAUUGUUUCACAGUACAUUUUAUACCAUGGAAGAUGAUGGCGAACUGGAAAAACGUGCCGUGGCGGAGCUGCUGAAUGAGACCAACAGGGCUCGGGUGCGAGCAGAAACCAUGGGUCCUGCAGGCUGGAUGAAGUGUCCAUUGCGCAGCACCAACAAGCGUUUCCUGCUCAACACUCUGCGCUCGACCACUCCACAGCAACGCACCUCAGGCCGCUCAGGACCGAACAGGUCAAGGAGUCGAGGGCGCAGCAGGACACCAGCAAGAGAGCCCCAAGACAAGCACCGAGAACACAGAGACAAAGAUCCCUGCAGAGACAGCCCAGGACGUAGAGAGAGACACCAACAAAACAAAGACGGCAACGCUGGUCACAGAUACGAGAAGAGGGAGCACAGAGGGGAUGGAGACAGCCAUAGAAACAAGAAAUACCAGGACAAAAGGGCCCCUGGUCACAAAAGAGACAUGGUCCCCAAAACACACACAUCCCCAUCGAAGGGCCAGUCCUCUUCUACAGACCACUCUCGCCUGAUAGCAGCCCGCCCUUAGAGCACACACAAGCCUAGUUUCUAUCGACGCAAACAAAUAUUUUAGAAACUGCUUCAGAUGCGACAGCUAUCAAGUCAAAAGUUAUAAUUUAGGUUUGAGGAUAAGUGUGGCCAUUUUAAGACCUCAUUUAAAAAACAUUUCAUAGUCUCAUAGAAAAGGUCCCACCAUACAAAAGGAAUAAUGGUUUGGAUGACCGUUACCCCAGUCCUCAUUUUAAUUGCGAUUUGAUGGUGACGUGUGAUGAACUGAGCUUGUUUUUUGAGAUUGGCCAUUUGGUUGGGGUGAUCUUGUGAAUGUUGUUCCGGUUGAACUGGCCUUUGUUUCUACUGAUUUAUUUAUUUUACUGGAUUUGUACUUGCAUUUCUUCAAAACAGUAUCGCCCCGUGCAUUCUGCUCCGUCAUUGAAAUUAGAAUCUCAUUCAUACCUCGCCUCAAGGACAAAAAUGGAACACCGUGUUUGAAAGGUCAGGGUUAUUUUCUGGACCCAGUUGCUCCUUUGAGUGGCCUUCAGCCACAUCCUGACACAUGAUGCUGAUGUAAUCUCUUGAGCUAUCUAAUCCAGGUGGAUUAAAGGCUAAGUUCAGGUCAUACCUGCACCUUCUACUGCAGUGUUAGACAUGGUAUCACUGUAGUACAAUAGCUAACCAAUGUAUUUAAAUUAUGAUUUACAUAUUCUCAUUAAAAGCGUUUUCAUUAAUUUACUCUUAUUUAAUUCCUUUAUCUAAAGUAGCUUAGCCGCCAGAGUAAAUUGGUUGAGAUUCAGUGUUUUCCAUGAAUAUAAUACUUUUUAAUUCAUGAGACUAAAUGCGAUCUCUGUUCAGACCUGCAUUCUUUUCAAUGACAUUUUUUUUUACUAAUUAAGUAUGAAUGAGAACGCUUUCUCAUUUUCGGCAAUGUCCUGAGUACGAUUUGGGUUAACUGUCUUGUUCAGGAAUAGGAAGGAUUUGUCCACUGUGCAUUAGGAAUUCCAUCUAGCAACCUUUUGGUUAUUGGUCAGUCCAGUGGGCUGCUCUGCUGGGGCCCUUGCUUACAGGAGGCCUCCUUGACCCUUUAUAAUGUUCAUAUUUUCUCAUACCAAAAUAUAAUUGUUGACUUGUCCUACAUUCCAUAUUCCUUCUUAUGGCCAAAUCUUAAGCUGCAGAAUGAAUAAACUCCAAUGCUAACAAAGAUUAAAUAAUGACUCACACAGUAACUUACAGGGAGGUCAUAUUUAUUAGAAACCAUUACAGUUUAUUCAAAGGCAAUGGAUGUUAGCCUGGUCCACAUACAAAAAGCUUCGACCUGUCCCUACAUUUUAAUUUCUUAGUCCUCAAAUGACACUUGUUGAAUUUCUACUAAAUUUAGUCAACACUCUACACA
Molecule: messenger RNA, 2022 nt
Organism: Esox lucius (northern pike)
Lineage: Eukaryota; Metazoa; Chordata; Actinopteri; Esociformes; Esocidae
Exons: 3
Coding region: 145-663 (172 amino acids)
Source: RefSeq, a predicted model, not a curated record